Molecule: messenger RNA, 6556 nt
Organism: Salarias fasciatus (jewelled blenny)
Lineage: Eukaryota; Metazoa; Chordata; Actinopteri; Blenniiformes; Blenniidae
Gene: unc13bb
Product: unc-13 homolog Bb (C. elegans)
Exons: 42
Coding region: 204-5027 (1607 amino acids)
Biological process (GO): presynaptic dense core vesicle exocytosis; synaptic transmission, glutamatergic; dense core granule priming
Cellular component (GO): presynaptic active zone cytoplasmic component; plasma membrane; neuromuscular junction
Molecular function (GO): diacylglycerol binding; syntaxin-1 binding; phospholipid binding
Source: RefSeq, a predicted model, not a curated record
AAUAAUGGCGUGGCGAUGGCGGGGGGCUACCGCUGUCUGCCCAAGUUCCGCACCAGAGACCCACCUGUGAAGCAUCGACGGAGAGUCGGUUCCCCAGUCUUCUUCUUUUCAUGGAUGUGAUGAUAAUUUCUUUCAAUCUCCGCUGAGACUCCGCCGCUCUUCAAACUGUGAGAAACUACUGGCUUGAAGCUGGAACCUUUGUCAUGUCGUUACUGUGUGUCAGAGUGAAGAAAGCCAAGCUCCAGGGACCACCAGAUAAGUUCAACACCUAUGUGACGCUGAAGGUGCAGAAUGUCAAAAGCACGACCAUCACCGUGCGUGGCGAUCAGCCCUGCUGGGAGCAGGAUUUCAUGUUUGAAAUCAACCGGCUGGAUCUCGGCCUCAUCGUCGAGGUUUGGAACAAAGGCCUUAUCUGGGACACCAUGGUGGGAACCACCUGGAUUCCUCUGAAGAGUAUCCAUCAGUCAGAAGAGGAGGGUUCAGGUGAGUGGCUUUACCUGGAUGCAGAGGUCCUCAUGAAAGCAGACGAGAUCUAUGGUACCAAGAACCCAACGCCUCAUCGCCUCCUACUGGACACUCGCUUCGAACUGCCUUUCGACAUCCCAGAUGAUGAGGCGCAGUACUGGACCGGGAAGCUGGAACGUAUCAACACCAUGGGGAUCCAUGAUGAGUACCCUCUUCAGGAUGAUGUUCAGAGUCGCCCACUCCCAUUUGCAGCCUCCCAGUGCUGCAACUAUUUCGGAUGGGCUGACCCACUGACUUUGGAUGACCAUGACAGUGCUGUGGAUGACCGGGACAGCGACUACCGCAGCGAGACCAGCAACAGUUUGCCUCCGCGCUACCACACGACAGCGCAACCCAACUCGUCCAUGCACCAGUACCCCAUGGGGCCCCGGCCGCAGCACCACACCGACUGCUGCACGGACUCCAUCCACAGCUUCGACCUGGACUACAGAGACCACAGAGGGAGCAGUCCAGUGGAAAGUAGUCGCUUUGGCUCAUCAGGAAACCUGAGCCAGAUCAGCUCCCAGCUUAGUGAGACUGGCCAGAGCACCGGAGGCUCCGAACUGGAGGAGUCCUUCCACUCCUACCACAGUACCGGCUUUCACCCCUCCACAAAUGGGCUGCCGCGUACAAAUGGACAUCCUUCCACCAACGGGCACUCAACGGUCAGCGAGCAGGAGAUUCGUCGGAUGUCCCCUGAAGUUGGCAGAACCUUGAAAAUUGACCCUCCAGCAGAGAAAGGAUCUUCUAAACACCAAAGAUUCCAUGAUGAUGGCCCGCCGCUACCCUUUACCCCUUCGAGACUUCGCUGGUUGAAAGCCAUUAAUAAAGUCAGGCUUCAGCUGCGUGAGGUUCGCGAUGAGGAGCCUGGUACGAGGCAGGCCUGGGUCAAACCAGGUGGUGGGUCUGGUCUGUAUGGAAUUGACAGCAUGCCGGACCUGCGGAAAAAGAAGCCCAUCCCUUUGGUCAGCGAUGUGGCUAUGUCUCUGGUUCAAGCCAGGAAGGCUGGAAUCGCCUCUGCGAUGGCUGCGCGAUCCUCAAUCAAGGAUGAGGAGCUGAAAAACCAUGUCUAUAAGAAGACCCUCCAGGCUCUGAUUUACCCCAUCUCCUGCACCACGCCGCACAACUUCGAGGUGUGGACAGCCACGACGCCCACGUACUGCUACGAGUGUGAGGGGCUGCUGUGGGGAAUCGCCCGCCAGGGCAUGCGCUGCUCUGAGUGUGGGGUCAAGUGCCAUGAAAAGUGCCAAGAGCUGCUGAAUGCUGACUGUCUCCAGCGCGCUGCGGAGAAAAGCUCAAAGCACGGAGCUGAAGACCGGACGCAAAAUAUCAUCAUGGCCAUGAAGGACAGGAUGAAGAUCAGGGAAAGAAACAAGCCAGAAAUCUUUGAGCUGAUUAGAGAAGUGUUUAUCAUUAGUAAAGCCAUCCAUGCACAGCAGAUGAAGACCAUCAAGCAGAGUGUGCUGGAUGGCACUUCAAAGUGGUCGGCCAAGAUCACCAUCACAGUUGUGUGUGCCCAAGGACUUCAAGCAAAAGACAAAACAGGAUCAAGUGAUCCGUACGUCACUGUUCAGGUGGGCAAGACCAAGAAACGGACCAAGACUAUCUACGGCAACCUUAAUCCAGUCUGGGAGGAGAAGUUCCACUUUGAGUGCCACAAUUCUUCUGACCGGAUCAAAGUGCGUGUGUGGGAUGAAGACGAUGAUAUCAAAUCCCGAGUGAAGCAGCGUCUAAAGAGGGAGUCUGAUGAUUUCCUGGGACAGAGUAUCAUAGAAGUGCGAACGCUGAGCGGAGAAAUGGACGUCUGGUACAACCUCGAGAAGAGGACGGACAAGUCAGCCGUGUCGGGUGCCAUUCGUCUCCAGAUCAACGUGGAAAUCAAGGGAGAGGAGAAAGUGGCUGCUUAUCACGUGCAGUACACCUGCUUGCAUGAGAAUCUGUUCCACCAUUCCACUGAUAUGCUCGGUCAAGGAGUGGUGAAAAUCCCAGAGGCUCGAGGAGACGAGUCUUGGAAAGUCUACUUCGACGACGUCGCUCAGGAAAUAGUGGACGAGUUCGCCAUGCGCUACGGGAUCGAGUCAAUCUACCAGGCGAUGACGCACUUUGCCUGCCUGUCAUCUAAAUACAUGUGUCCUGGAGUUCCUGCGGUCAUGAGCACCCUGCUGGCCAACAUCAACGCCUUCUACGCCCACACAACCGCCUCCACCAACGUGUCCGCCUCAGACCGCUUCGCCGCGUCCAAUUUUGGGAAAGAGCGCUUUGUCAAGCUCCUAGACCAGCUCCACAACUCUUUGCGCAUUGACCUUUCCACUUAUCGGAAUCACUUUCCUGCCAGUAACAAAGAUCGCCUGCAAGAUUUGAAAUCCACAGUAGAUCUCCUCACAAGCAUCACCUUCUUCAGGAUGAAGGUCCAGGAGUUGCAGUCUCCGCCCCGGGCCAGCCAGGUUGUGAGAGAUUGCGUGAAAGCCUGUCUGAACUCCACGUAUGACUACAUCUUCAACAACUGCCAUGAGCUGUACAGCAGACAGUACCAACCUGCAGACACAAACAAGGAGGAGCUGCCUUUGGAGGAGCAGGGUCCGAGCAUCAAGAAUUUGGACUUCUGGCCCAAACUCAUCAUGCUGAUUGUCUCCAUCAUUGAAGAGGACAGGAAUUCAUACACACCUGUGCUCAACCAGUUUCCUCAGGAGCUGAAUGUCGGGAAGGUGUCAGCGGAGGUCAUGUGGACGUUGUUUUCCCAAGACAUGCUGUACGCUAUGGAAGAGCAUGAAAAGCACCGACUGUGCAAGAGCACAGACUACAUGAACUUGCACUUCAAGGUCAAGUGGCUCUACAACGAGUACGUCAAGGAGCUGCCGGCUUUUAAAGACGUCGUUCCUGAUUACCCAUCGUGGUUUGUACAGUUUGUGCUGCAGUGGCUGGAUGAAAAUGAGGACGUAUCGAUGGAGUUCAUGCAUGGAGCCUUGGAGAGAGACAAAAAAGAUGGAUUCCAGCAGACGUCUGAGCACGCUCUGUUCUCCUGCUCGGUGGUCGACAUCUUCACCCAGCUCAACCAGAGCUUCGAAAUCAUCAAGAAGCUGGAAUGUCCCGACCCGAACGUCAUGGCUCAGUACAGCCGCCGCUUCUCCAAGACAAUUGCCAAAGUUCUCCUGCAGUACAGUGCCAUUCUGACCAAGAGUUUCCCUGCUUAUAUCGACAAGGAGAAGAUUCCCUGUGUGCUGAUGAAUAACGUGCAGCAGUUAAGAAUCCAGCUGGAGAGGAUGUUUGAGUCGAUGGGCGCCAAACAGAUGGACACAGAGGCCAGUGACCUGCUGAACGACCUGCAAGUGAGGCUGAACAACGUGCUGGACGAGCUCAGCAGCACGUUCGGGAACAGUUUCCAGAGUCGUAUCAACGACUGCAUGCGGCAGAUGGCGUCUCUGCUGUACCAGAUCAAAGGCCCGCUCAACGCAAACACCAAACCCCAGGUGGAGGCCGACUCUGACAACAUGUUGCGGCCACUGAUGGACUUCCUGGAUGGAAAGCUGACUCUCUUCGCCACGGUGUGUGAGAAGACAGUCCUGAAGCGUGUGCUGAAGGAGCUGUGGAGGAUCGUCAUGAGCAGCCUGGAGAAGACGAUCGUCCUGCCGCAGGGCAACGACACUUUUGGAGCACAGAUCCUCUCAGCUGCUAAAGAACUGGGUCAACUCUCCAAACUGAAGGAUCACAUGGCGGGGGAGGCGAGGAGCCUGUCUCCCAGGCAGUGUGCUGUCAUGGACGUGGCGCUGGACACGAUCAAGCAAUAUUUCCACGCCGGGGGGAACGGCCUGAAGAAAACUUUCCUGGAGAAGAGUCCCGAGCUGUCCUCGCUCCGCCACGCUCUCUCCCUCUACACCCAGACAACAGACACACUCAUCAAGACCUUUGUGACCACGCAGCACGCCCAAGUGCACAAUGGAAAGGGUAUUAGGUUAACUCCCAAUGAAAAAAUACAGCCCAGCAGGGGUUCCGGUGUGGACAAGCCCAUCGGAGAGGUGUCGAUCCAGAUUGAGCUGUACACUCAUCCAGGGAACGGAGAGCGGAAAGUUACAGUCAAAGUUGUGAGUGCCAGCGACCUGAAAUGGCAGACGUCCGGCAUGUUCCGACCCUUCGUGGAGGUCACCAUGAUCGGACCCCACCUCAGCGACAAGAAACGCAAAUUCCAGACCAAAUCCAAGAACAACAGCUGGUCCCCCAAAUUCAACGAAACCUUCCAUUUCGUUCUGGGAAAGCAGGACGGGUUCGAGUGCUACGAGCUUCAGGCCUGCGUCAAGGACUACUGCUUCGGCCGCGCGGACCGAGUGGUGGGCUUGGCCGUCAUCCAGCUGAGGGACAUCAUGGAGAAGGGCAACUGCGCCUGCUGGUGCCCGCUGGGUCAGCGCAUCCACAUGGACGACACGGGGCUCACCGCCAUGCGCAUCCUGUCGCAGCGCUCCGGCGACGACGUGGCCAAGGAGUUCGUCAGGCUGAAGUCGGAGACCCGGUCGGCGGAGGAGGGCAGAUGAGGGGGGGGUGCGGAGGUCGGAGGGUUUCCACGCGUCGCCCCCUUCUGCACGCUCUCCAAAAACACUCGUCGCUUACCGGGCGACGCCCGGCCGCCGGCUCGCUCAACCGUCCCGCUCACAGCUGUUCCACCACUUUACACCGCCAUUUAACCUUCGUCCAUCAGCAGAAGAGGAUGCCGUGUUCCCUCACCUCACCUCACCCCCCCCCCCCCCCCCCCCCCCCCCCGUGAUGUUGUGCAAUAACCCCCCCUCUUUAACCCUCUCCAGCCGUGGCCAAGCGUUUUCAUGCCUUACACUCUGUGAGUUCAGUUCUGUCGUUCAGACAAAUCAAGUCGGUGUGAAGCAAUUUUAUGUCACACUGAACAACUGGAAGGUGAUUUACAGCAGUUCUAGCCUGAUCAGUUAAAUGUGUGCCUUUUCCGUUUGCUCUUUCUCCCAAACAGUCCUAAACAUAGAACUCAACAGCCGCCGAUUUGGACCGUCUCAUCAGACUCUGGCCCUGCCUGUUGUGUUCUGGCCAUAUUUAUUUAUUUAUGAUCUCAGCUCUCGGCAAAAGUAGAACCACAGCAGUUAUAGGCAUUUUAUUUAUUUUUUAUAUAUGUAUUUAUUCUUAUCUGUGAUCGAAAGUGUUGUUUACUGCCAGAGACGGAUGAGUCUGAGUAUUUGCACAGUGGAAAACAAUGAGUGUGUGUUUUGAUCGCAAAGCAGGUGAUGUUUGUCCAUGAAUGGGGGGGGGGGAAAUAAUAAUCAGGAAGCGAUCCAGUACCAUCUCAUACUUCCAAAUUAAAUAUCAGAACAUUUGGAUACAAGUUCAUGAGGACCAGAGACAUAUUUCUGGUUUACAUGGAUCAUCCUGCUGUUUUAUUCUACUUUGUAUACGUGGCCUUACUUUGGUAAACGUGGAUCUUUUUACUGUUUUUUUUUUUUUUUUAACUUCAAAAAGGAUGACUAGUCACUCAUCUGUCUGUAAUUCAUGUCAAAGUGAUUUCCCUUAUCAUUUUGUAUUUUUUAAUCUUGAUUUUCUUUGCAAUAUUGUAGCGAUACUCUAUCCUCUUUUGCAAUCGGUUUUAAUCAGUGCUUUGUAAAUGUUCCCCUUCUCCUACUUUAACAGGUUUAUAUUCAGUGCCAUGUGUGUUGGUGAAUCUCUUCUUUAUAUUAAAAUAAUGCUCUUUAAUGAAGGAUGAAUAUUACUAUAAAUUACCCUAAAACACGCCCAGUUUUUAACACUGAUCACACCGUAGAAACCACACUUUCUUCUUUCUUACAGUGUAUUUAUCCCCUGUGGAUCAUUAUUUAUGAGCACCAAUGUUUAAUAGUCAUUCUUGACAUACACCUUCCUUGUGCCAAGUUACAAGUUUUUUUUAUUGUCAUGACGAUCAAUGUUCUAGAUUUGUUCACCCUUGCCACGUUCACCCCGUCACAGGAAACAAGUGCAGCCUGUCAGCCGCAUUUCUGUGCUGUUUCUUCGUUUUGUCACUGCUCUGAAAUGUUGGUGUCACCAUGUAAACAUCCCCAUAAAUAAAUUUUGU